Penaeus vannamei (Pacific white shrimp) is the source of this 1688-nucleotide messenger RNA. Its product is annotated as protocadherin alpha-C1. Gene Ontology annotation, biological process: homophilic cell-cell adhesion. The record is from RefSeq and is a predicted model, not a curated record. NCBI's taxonomy places the organism in Eukaryota, Metazoa, Arthropoda, Malacostraca, Decapoda, Penaeidae. Gene Ontology annotation, molecular function: calcium ion binding. Gene Ontology annotation, cellular component: cell-cell junction; membrane.
UACACAUGCAUAGAAUACUCUGCAAGGAAGGAGACUACUUACAACGUUUUACUUAAUGUAAAAUUCUAGUGAUAUUGUACAGUUUUGAUGACACUAGACAAAAAAGUAACGUACUGUAGAACUUUAAAAUGUCACCAGAAACAUAAGCGACAGGUUUUAUCCUCGUUUAGUGAGAUACUGGCAAUUUUAGAACCGCUAAGGCUUCAAAAGGCAUUAGAUAAGAGAGCCCAAAUAGCAUUAAUAGAACUUAUAAGGGUGUUUUAGGCCAUGUUGUUUCUUUACUGUAGGAUAAAGGGCACCAAUCAUUUUUCCAAAAGUUUGAAUUGUUAAAGUGAGGUAAAUAUAAAGGAUUUGGAAAUAAAGUGUGUCAUGGAAUAUACGAUGUAAAAAAAAAAAAUAGUCAUCACCAUAUUGUGGAGGAGAUUAGCCGUUUAGCCGUGUUCUGAGUAUUUUCAUUAUUUCAUCGUUUUUUUAACUGUUAGGCAUAAGGAAAAUCACUCCCAACUAUUGGACAGCAAUAAAUUUCGGUUUGUAAUGUCAAAGCCUGGAGUUAUAGAAUAGAAGCAAUGAAAUGCGAGUGUACUGUACACACAGUAGCAAUACUGUAGUUUGAGCUAUUUCAGUAGAGAAUAUCAUUGUCUGCCUCCAGAGUACCAGGAUGAUUACAAAGAUGCGACCAACCCAUAAAGAUAUGUAAAUGAAAUGUCCCAAAGUGGUUUCCUCCAUAUUGCUGUGUCCAGGUGAAGUGGCACAUGCGCCUUUGAUUUCCCAUCGCUUCCUCCGGUUUUAAACGUGGUUUCUGGUCCAACAGACCACUAGAGGCUAUCAAAAAAUUGGGUUAUGGAAAAGUUUUAUAUAAUGAUUAAAGACGAUAAGAUCGUGAAUACAUCAGACAGAAUACUCUGUUACAAAUGAUAUGUCAAGUGUGAUCUCUGAAAAAGUCUUGACGGCAUAAAAUUAGUUGUAUGGUUAAAUGUUAGUAGUGAGUAUGACUAGCUAUAAGGUAAAUGCUCGCAGAGCCUUCCUUUAAAUAAUGUGCAUUACAUUUGCACUUACCCUUUUUAGUAUUACAUUUGUUUACAUACUCGGUCUAUCCUCCUCCUUGUGUAUUACCUUACCUGUCCACACAUCCUGCAGCCACCCUUGUAAAGCUUCUGUUUCUUCUGUAUAUACAUCUUUGCUUUCCUAUCACUGGUGCUAUGAUUGUGAUGGUGAUGAGCAGCCCGACCCUGUGGACGAUGGUGGGGAGGCGGUGUGGGCGUGGGGGGACUGGGUGUCUUUCUCACCCACACAGAUCACCGGCCAAGACAUCGCCUUGUUCAGGGUAUUCGCCAAGGACAUUGAUGUAGGCAUGAAUGCUGAUUUGGACUACAGCAUAAAGACAGGCAAAGGGAAAGGACGCUUCAAGAUUCACCCGAAGACCGGCCAAGUGUUCACCAGCAAGGCGUUUGCUCCAGGACAGACUUUCGACAUUAUGGUCCAGGCCAAGGAUAACGGUCGACCGCAGUUGAGCGCUACCACCAGGGUGCUGGUGAGAGUCGUGCCAGUGCCGGCGUCCUCGGACAAUCCUCCAGUAGUUUCGACGCCCAUUCCCGUCCACGUUAUGGAAACCGACCCGCCGGGGCACCUGGUGGCGUUCAUCAGCGCUCACGACCCUGACAACGAUACGCUCUGGUACUAUCUCACAG